AAAUAUGCUCCGAUACAGCAGGUGGCGGUGUGCAGUUUAAGUGUUGGUUGUAACUCGCUUGCAAUCGAAAGGCGAAGGAGGAGGAAGACGAAAACUGGACAGGAGUUGAGCUCUUUCCAGCAAGAAAAUGGACACACGAUUCACUCGAGGGAAAUCCAACAUCCUGGAAAGACCCCUAACCCGACCCAAGACAGAAGUCAGCCUGAGUGCUUUUGCGCUCCUGUUCUCAGAGAUGGUCCAGUACUGUCAGAGCCGUGUGUACUCUGUGUCUGAGCUGCAGACGCGCCUGGCAGACAUGGGCCAGAGUGUGGGAGCCAGCAUGCUGGACGUGCUGGUGCUGAGAGAAAAGAACGGGAAGAGAGAGACCAAAGUACUCAAUAUGCUGCUCUUCAUCAAGGUUAACGUCUGGAAGUCUUUGUUUGGAAAGGAGGCUGACAAGCUGGAGCAGGCCAACGAUGAUGAUAAAACUUAUUACAUCAUAGAAAAGGAGCCACUUAUCAAUACAUACAUCUCUGUGCCCAAGGAGAACAGCAGCUUGAACUGCGCUGCCUUCACUGCAGGCAUCGUGGAGGCCAUCCUUACACACAGUGGCUUCCCUGCCAAGGUCACCGCCCACUGGCACAAAGGCACCACGCUUAUGAUAAAGUUUAACGAGUCAGUCAUAGCCAGGGACAAGGCUUUGGAUGGCAGAUAAGGAAGACUGCAGAAAGUGGGUGCUCAUGUUAAUUAGUACAGGUUGAAGAUAAAUCAACCAGGUACUGGCUAGUGUUUGUUCCUGACUGAAUUUCAGUAUGUUAACUAAGUGACUUUAUGGAUGGAUGACUGCAACAUACUAAGCCACGUCUAGAGAAGGAAAACAUGCAGCUAGUUGGUUCAUUCUUACAAGUUUUUGUGGAUCAUCUCACUCCUAUUAUACCUCAUAAAGUGACCCUAAAUUGUGUACAGAAGAUCACUUUUGAUUUGUAGUUUUCUUGUCAAGAUUAGAUAAUACUUUCACCACAGUAUUUUUUUUUUGCUUUCAACAUUCAUUCUCAAAUUAAAUAAAAAAUUAAAUAACUACUUAAAUUAGGCUCCAGGAGAUCUUGACAGGUUUUUUACACAGAUGAAAAAUCAUCACCAGAUUAUUUGAUAACAAAUGUAAUGGUGAGGUGCAGCCAAAGCCUCAUAAGAUGAAAGUGAAACAAGCCACUAACCGGUGGCCAACUAAUUAGAGCAUCCCUGAUUUGUAUGUUAGUAAAACUUGAUGUCACAAUACCUCAAUACAAAACACUUCAUUUUACAAGAGAAGGUCCAGACUCAUGAGAUGAUUUCUCAAAGUUGCAUUCCAGUUCAUCUCCAGCUGCAUGUCUCAUCUCUAUAAAAUAAAUUUAUAAUCAGGGCUGUAGUUAACAUUGAUGAUAAUGAGGUCAUAUUCUCAUUUUUUAAAAUGUUCUUAUAUUUGUAUUAUUUUAUUAUUGUUCGAGGGGGUGAAUGAGACUUGGGUGGGAGUUUGAAGUAACAGUAGAGUUUACAUGGUAAAAUUGAAAGCAACAUAUAAAUUUUACCUCACAUUUCCUGUUGUUAGAAAAAUAUUUUGAUACUUUGGGGAAAUAUGCGUAUUUGUGGGCUACUUUCCAAAAUAAGGCGCACGUUCGAUGAGUAUUAAAGAAGCUACAGCAGCCAGUUAGCUUAGCAUAUAGACUGGAAACAGGGAAACGAUUAGCUUGUCCCUGUCCAAAGGUAAAAUAAUUUGUGUACCAUCACCUCUUAAUCUCACUAAUUAACACGUUAUAUCUCGACAGUUUAUCUGUACAAAUGACAAAGUGCAUAAACAAAACACAUGGU
This is a messenger RNA of Scatophagus argus, 1824 nucleotides long. Its product is annotated as trafficking protein particle complex subunit 5-like. NCBI's taxonomy places the organism in Eukaryota, Metazoa, Chordata, Actinopteri, Scatophagidae. Bases 128 to 694 code for a protein of 188 amino acids. The transcript has 3 exons. The record is from RefSeq and is a predicted model, not a curated record. Gene Ontology annotation, cellular component: TRAPPI protein complex; TRAPPIII protein complex; TRAPPII protein complex. Gene Ontology annotation, biological process: endoplasmic reticulum to Golgi vesicle-mediated transport.